This is a messenger RNA of Brassica oleracea var. oleracea, 656 nucleotides long. RefSeq names its product translin-associated protein X-like. Gene Ontology annotation, cellular component: nucleus; cytoplasm. Gene Ontology annotation, molecular function: RNA binding; RNA endonuclease activity; sequence-specific DNA binding. NCBI's taxonomy places the organism in Eukaryota, Viridiplantae, Streptophyta, Magnoliopsida, Brassicales, Brassicaceae. The transcript has 4 exons. The record is from RefSeq and is a predicted model, not a curated record. The coding region runs from base 300 to 656 and encodes 118 amino acids.
UAUUUGCCAUGCGUAGUAAUCGUCUCUGUCUCUUCCCUUUCACCACCGUCGUUACUGAUUUCUGCAAUUCAAGUUUCUAUGGAGUUAUGAUGACCUACUAUCACUCAUUCAAUUCUGUUAUUUACACCUAUUUUCAUGAGGGAUUUAUCCUUCCACCUCCCUCUGUUUCUGCUCUUAUAAAACCUCUUCAUCGAAGCUUUCAUGGAACCAAAAUUGAUGACCUAAAAUAUCAUCAUGUUUAUGAAUCACAAAUAACCACUAGGGGGGCUUGAAGCGAGAGGAUCGGAGAAAGCAGACAGAUGUUGUGUUGUUCGUCGGCGUUCCAAAGAGUAGCCUCCUUAAUGUUCAUGGCUCCCAAGUUAAAACCUCAGCGACUCCAUCAAAUUGCAGAGACUGGUGCUGAGCAACUGGUUAAGAAAGCAAUGACGAUGAAUACCGAAUCCUCAAUGAAAGAUGCUUUCUCUCUAUACGCUGAUUAUCUCAACAACUUCAAUGAGAAACGAAAGAGAGUGGUGAAGGCAAGUCGUGAUAUCACUAUGAACAGCAAAAAAGUCAUCUUUCAAGUUCACAGACUCAGUAAAGACAACAAAGAAGAGGUUCUGGAGAAAGCAGGGAAAGAUUUAGAAGCAGUGAGGGAACAACACUUCAAUGAUUAA